This is a messenger RNA of Amorphotheca resinae ATCC 22711, 735 nucleotides long. RefSeq lists its product as hypothetical. NCBI's taxonomy places the organism in Eukaryota, Fungi, Ascomycota, Leotiomycetes, Helotiales, Amorphothecaceae. The record is from RefSeq and is a predicted model, not a curated record. The coding region runs from base 1 to 735 and encodes 244 amino acids. Gene Ontology annotation, cellular component: cytosol. Gene Ontology annotation, biological process: proteolysis. Gene Ontology annotation, molecular function: pyroglutamyl-peptidase activity. The transcript is spliced from 2 exons.
AUGGGUUCGAACGAAGAAGGGAUCCCUCAUCAGGAUGAUGAGAUCACGGUACUGGUUACCGGCUACGGUCCUUUCCGAGCCCAGUAUCCCUUGAACCCCUCGUGGGAGAUUGCGAAGUCCCUCCCCGCAGUCCUCCCACCUUCGAACCCUAGGUCGUCCAAUAUCUCCUUGAUCGCUGAGCAUCCACCCGUCCGAAUCCUCGUGCACCCGGAACCGAUCAGGGUUGCGUACAAAACAGUCAGGGAAUUGGUGCCGAAGCUCUGGGAGGGACGGAAGAUCGACUACAUGGUACACAUCGGGAUGGCCACAGCUAGGAAGUUCUACAGCGUAGAGCGUCGCGGACACCGUGAUGGCUAUGUGAUGCGAGAUGUGGAUAAUGAGCUUUUGGAAGAUGAAGAGAGGAAGAAGGAGGAGGGUGAUAAGUGGAUCUGGCAUGGCAUGCCAGAGAAGAUCUUGACAGAUGUGGAUAUCGACGAUGUAUGGCGGAGGUGGCGGACUGCACUGCCAACUGCCGAUGUCAGGAUCUCAGAAGAUGCUGGCAGGUAUCUUUGCGAUUUCAUCUACUACUCCAGCCUGGCAUAUCUAUACCAGAAAGAGGAGGAAAGGAGAGUGGUAUUUCUACACGUUCCAGUUGAUAGCGACGAUGCUGCUGUGAAAACAGGUGUUGAUAUCACCAUUGAGUUGAUUAGGGCUUUGGUACAAAGCGGAAUGAUGAAGAAGCUGGUGAAGCCAUAA